Molecule: messenger RNA, 8287 nt
Organism: Raphanus sativus (radish)
Lineage: Eukaryota; Viridiplantae; Streptophyta; Magnoliopsida; Brassicales; Brassicaceae
Exons: 12
Coding region: 167-8158 (2663 amino acids)
Biological process (GO): defense response; signal transduction
Molecular function (GO): ADP binding
Source: RefSeq, a predicted model, not a curated record
AAGACGACGCUUAGAUCCAGAUUUAAGACAGGAAAAAGAUAAUAUAAAAUUCCCAGUCAUUAAAAAAAGAAAACUGAGAAACGUUGACGAAGAUGCUCUCCUGCAUUAACUCCCAAUCCCUUCUUCUAACCCAAACUCCCACUCGCUUCAAGCAAAAACCCUCUCAAUGGGGAAGCCAACCAAGUUCAAAUCCCCGCCGCUGCAUCGCGUAUUCAUCAACUCCCACGGAGGCGACUUGCUCCGCGACGGAUUCGUCCAUGAAAUCGGGAAGGCCCUGAGAAGCAUCAAAGUCAACGCGUACGCUGAUGAGCCAACUGGUGAAGAAGUUGUUUUCAAGAGGAUCGAGAAGUCGAGGAUCGCGAUCGUAGUGUUCUCGAGUAGGUACACUGAAUCGAGAUGGUGCUUAGAGGAGCUUGUCAAGAUCAAAGAAGGAAUGGAACAAGGCAAACUCGAGGUGAUUCCAAUCUUCUACAAGCUGGAUACAUGUGCCGAGCUAGAAGGUGGCUCCGGCCUCAACUUGUUGAAUCCCACCAUGCGUGGUUUUGAUCCUGGAAAGGUCAAGAUCUGGAACGAAGCUUUGGAUUCCGUUUCGUGCAUGAUGGGAUAUCACUUGUAUAACAACAGUGAUGAGUCCAAGUUUAUCAGUCGCAUUGUCAAGGAUGUGAGGAGAAUAUUGAUCCAGGUUCCAAAAGCAGAGCAACUUAACGACUCACAUGAUUCACUGAGUGAACAGAAGAAAGAUGAGAGUGUCCUAGGUGAAGCAGAAUCAGUCAAGGAUGACAUUUUCCUUUGUGAAGCAAACGAGAAAGUUGAAGCAGUCAAUGACGAAGAAGUUAGCACAAGCUCUACCUUACUGACCUCCUACAAGUAUAAAAUGUUCAUCAAUUUCCGGGGAAUCGAUCUCCAUGACGGCUUUGUUGGCCACAUCGUGGAGGCCUUGGAAAGGGUUGGAUUCAACGUCUAUGUUGAUGAAGAUGAGUUACAACCAGGAGAUCUUAGUGAGCCUCUGUUCAAGAGGAUCGAGGAGUCGAGGAUUGCUAUAGUAAUCUUCUCAAGCAGGUACACUGAAUCAACUUGGUGCUUAGAUAAACUGGUGAAGAUCAAAGAACGCAUGGAUGCAGGGAAGCUCCUAAUUAUUCCAAUCUUCUACAAGCUGAAGCAAUUACAGGUUACACAACUGGAGGGAAGUUUCGGUAUCAGGAUUUGGAAUUUUUGGAGGAGUCGUAGGGAGUACCGUGUCAUUAAAUGGAAGGAAGCUUUGGAGUGUGUUGGAGGCUUGAAGGGUUUAGUAAUUGAGGAGGACCGUCUUGAGAGCGAGCUCAUUACAUCCAUCGUCAAGGACAUCGAGAAGAAGAUCGAGAUUUCGUUGCAGGAAAGAAAAAAUCAAUCUUCUUUUUCUUUUACAGGGAGAGAAGAAAACACUGAAUUGCCCACAGGAAAAGGAAAAAAACUUGAAACUUAUCUCAACCAUCGCCUCUUUGGAAUUGAGCUACGUAUGGAGCAAUUGGAGCAGAAGUUAGAGUUUGAUCGCGACGAAACUCGAAUUAUUGGAGUUGUUGGGAUGCCUGGUAUUGGUAAAACUACUCUUGCAAUGAGGUUGUACGAAGAAUGGAACAGCAAAUUUGUACAUUGCAUGCCUCUUCUUGGUAUAUGUAAGAAGUCAAAGGACCAUGAGCUAGUCUGGCUGCGGAAGACCUUACUGGAAGUUUUACUUGAGGGGAAGUUUCCAGAGAAACAAAAGGAGAUAACACAUGAAUCUGUUAAGGACAUCCUGCUCCAGACUAAAGUAUUUAUUGUCCUCACUGACGUGAGUGACAGGAAGCAGUUAGAUUUUCUCCUUGGAAACCUAGAUUGGGUUAAGAAGGGCAGUAAGAUUGUUAUCACAACGGGUGACAGGUCAUUGCUCAAGGAAUUCGUUGAUGAUAUUUAUGUAGUUCCUCUAUUGAACGACGAAGAGGCCUUUCAACUCUUUACUUAUCAUGCCUUUGAUGAUCAAACCUAUAGUCCCUCACAGGGCUUCAUGAUUCUCUCAAGAAAGUUUGUGGAUUACGCCCAAGGGCAUCCGCAGGCCCUCAUAUCACUAGGUACUGAACUUCGUGGGAAAGAUGAGGAUUACUGGAAACAGAGACUAACAACAGUAACAGGUCGUGACAAUGCAACGAUCCAAGAUGUCUGGAAAUUCUCUACUGAUCAACUUAAUGAGCGGCAAAAAGAUGUGUUUCUCGACAUUGUGCAUUUUUUCAAGUCAGAGGAUGAGUAUUUUGUUCGGAGUUUACUGGAUUCAGGAGAUCCUGACGCUACUGAUGCCGUGAGUGAAGUAAGAGAUCUCGCCGACAAGUUCCUGAUUACAGUCUCCGACGGGAAAGUAGAGAUGAAUGAUCUAUUGUAUAGGUUCGGCAAGGGUCUUGGUUCUCCUUGGCUGCAUCGGAUGUGGAGCUACAAAGAUACAUACACUGAAACGGGAACUAAUAGUAUGAGAGGUAUUUUCUUAGACAUGUCCGGAGAGACAAAGAGCUUUCCGUUGGAAAGAAUGACCUUCACCAAUAUGCAAAAUCUUCGAUACCUCAAGAUAUAUAAUUCUUAUUGUUCUCGGCAAUGUAAAGCCAAAUGCAAAUUACACUUACCAGAUGGCCUUUCACUCCCCUUGGAAGAGAUUCGGUAUUUUCAUUUCAUAAAUUUCCCUUUGGAGCAACUUCCACCAGAUUUCAGACCGGAAAAUCUUAUUGAUCUUAGGCUGCCUUACAGCAAAAUUCAACGUAUUUGGGAAGGUGUUAAGGACACACCACGAUUAAAAUGGGUAGAUCUAUGCCACUCCAAUCAGUUGUUCGACUUGUCAGCAUUGUCAAAGGCUGAAAACCUUCAAAGAUUAAACUUGGAAGGCUGCACGGCUCUGGAGGAAUUGCCAGUGGAGAUUCAAAACAUGAAGUCUCUGGUUUUCCUGAACUUGCGAGGAUGCAUACGUCUUUGGUCUCUGCCAAAUAUUAAUUUAAUCUCGCUGAAAACCCUCAUACUCAGUGGCUGCUCAAACCUGAAGGACUUUCAACUAAUUUCUGAGAGUCUAGAGUUUCUUCAUUUGGAUGGCACAUCAAUCACAGGACUUCCUCUUGCUAUCCAGAGCCUCCAGAGACUUGUCGUGUUGAAUUUGAAGAACUGUGAAAUGCUGGAGGGUCUUCCCAACUGUCUCGGAGAGCUGAAAGCUCUUGAAGAAUUAAUACUUUCUGGUUGUUCAAGGCUUAAGAAUGUUUCAGAUGUAAGGGAGAGCAUGAAACAUCUCCAGAGUUUACUUAUUGACAGGAUCGGAGCAAAAGAGAUGCCAAACAUCACUAUAUCCAAGGGCCAAGCCUCUGCAGAUAAGUUCAUACACGGCCCGAGCGGCUGGCUACAGGGUGUUAAUGGAGUAUUCUCUCUGCGACGUCUAUCGUUAAGUGGAAAUGAUUUUGUCAGUCUGCAAACUGACAUUUGGAAACUUUACCAUCUAAAUUGGCUCGACGUGAAGAAUUGCAAGAAGCUGAGGUCUAUUCCGAUGCUUCCACCAAGACUUCAGUACUUUGAUGCCCAUGGCUGUGAUUCACUCGAAAGAGUUUCUCAUCCUUUGGCCAUUCCUGUUCUGACGCAUCAGAACCAUGCCACUUUCAAUUUUUCCAACUGUAACAAGCUGGAUCAAGAUGCAAAGGACAGUAUUAUAUCAUAUACUAGUUGGAAAUUUCAAUUAGUGUUAGACGCACUCUCUAGAUACAGUGAGAAUUCUGUUUUGGAAGCUUUAAUUGGAACUUGCUUUCCUGGAUGGGAAGUACCGUCAUGGUUCAGCCAUCAAGCAUCUGGACCGGUGUUAGAGUCAAAGCUGCCUCUACAUUGGAGUGACAACAAGUUUACUGGAAUAGCCCUAUGCGCUGUUGUCCUAUUUCCCGACUACCACGAGCAGAGGGACCUCCUCUUAGUGAAAUGUAAUUGUGUGUUUAAUAAUAAAGACCGGUCUCCUGUCGGCUUUGGUUGCACCGUUGGCAAUUGGAGCAAAGCACGUAACACAUCACUGAAGUAUGAGUCGUCUCAUAUAUUUAUUGGCUAUACCACUAUUCUAAAUAGCGACAAACAUGGUGGGGAGGAUAGUGAAGAGGGUUGUAGUCUUACUAAAGCUUCCCUUGAGUUUCAAGUGACAGAUAGUACGAAAGUGGUAGGAAGUUUCAAGAUUCUGAGCUGUGGCUUUAGAUUGAUAUAUGCAUCUGAUGAAAUGGAAAAUACAUGUUGGGAUCCAGUGACUGCUGUAAUACCAGAGAGGAUCGAGCACGACCAAGAUGAAGCAAAAUCUCAUGAAAACUUCAGAAGCCAUGAUGAAAUCCAAUCUGAGUCUUCCUAUGAUCCAACUGUGGAAGCCAAUGAAAAUUUUGUAAGUGAAACAAAAUCUGAUGCCGAACCUGAGUUGUGGAAGAGCUUGGAAAGCAAGAUAGUUGACAUUUCAAAUGUAGAAAAUGACACCACAUCGUCUCGAGAUCAAAAGUGUUACUUUGGAGUUGAGCUACGACUCAAGCAAAUGGAAAAAGUGUUGUACUCAAGGCCUGGAGAAACUUUUAUUGUUGGAGUAGUUGGGAUGCCCGGCAUUGGUAAAACAACUCUAGCAACAAUGUUGUUUGACAAGCGUGGGUCUAAGUUUCCAAGACACUUGUUUUUAACAGUGUCUAAGGAGUGCAGACCUGAGCAGCUGCGGACCAUGUUUCUGAAGAAGUUACUUGAACACUUGCAUCUAAACAUAAGCGACGAGACAACACAUGAAAGCGUGAAAGCUGAACUGCUUGAGACCAAGGUUUUCGCUGUUCUUGAUGACGUGAGUGACAAGAAACAGUUACAGAUUCUCCUCGGCAACCUCUCCUGGAUUAAGAAGGGAAGCAAAAUUGUUAUUACGACUUGUAAAAAGUCAUUGCUCGAGGGAUUUGUUCAUGAUACUUAUUUCGUCCCUCCAUUGAAAAACAGAGAGGCUUUUCAACUCUUUACUUAUCAUGCCUUCGAUAAGCAAAUCUGCCCCUCAGAAAUCUUCAUUUCGCUAUCCAGAAUGUUCGUGGAUCAUUCUACAGGCAACCCACUAGCUCUGGAAUCACUGGCAAGCGUCCUCUGUGGAAAAGACGAUGCUUACUGGCAACAUGAACUGCAAAAAGUGAGACGAAGUUUCGAUAUGAAGAUGGGAGAUGUCUGGGAGUACUCUAUUAACCAACUUACUGAGGGGCAGAACAAUAUGUUUCUGGACAUAGCGUAUUUUUUCAAAUCAGAGGAAGAGUAUUUUGUUAGAGGUUUACUGGAUUCAGGAAAUCCUGAAGCUAUGAGUGAAGUAAGAGAUCUCGCCGACAAGUUGCUUAUUACAAUUUCUGGUGGGCGGGUUGAGAUGCACGAUCAACUGUAUGGAUUGAGCAAGGACCGUGGCUACCCUGGGGAGCGUAAGCUGUGGAACUACAAAGAUAUCGACGGCUAUCUGGAAAAAAAUAAACAAUCGGGAACUGAUGUUGUGAGAGGUAUUUUCUUAGACAUGUCCGAAGCAACAAAGAACAUUCCCUUGGAAAGAAUGACCUUCGUCAAUAUGUGCAAUCUUCGAUACCUCAAGAUUUAUGAUUCAUCUUGUCCUCGACAAUGUAAAUCUGACUGCAAAUUAUGCUUCCCUGAUGGACUUUCAUUCCCUUUGGAAGAGAUUCGAUAUCUCCAUUGGGUGAAAUUUCCGUUGGAGGAACUUCCACCAGAUUUCAAACCAGAAUAUCUGGUUGAUCUUAGGCUACCUUACAGCAAAAUUGAACGUAUAUGGGAAGGUGUUAAGGACACACCACGAUUGAAAUGGGUAGAUCUACGCCAUUCCAGUAAGUUGCGCAACUUGUCAGCAUUGUCAAAGGCUGAAAAUCUUCAAAGAUUAAACUUGGAAGGCUGCACGGUUUUGCAUGAGUUGCCGGCGGAGAUUCAAAACAUGAAGUCUCUGGUUUUCCUGAACUUGCGAGGAUGCAUACGUCUUUGGUCUCUGCCAAAUAUUAAUUUAAUCUCGCUGAAAACCCUCAUACUCAGUGGCUGCUCAAACCUGAAGGACUUUCAACUAAUUUCUGAGAGUCUAGAGUUUCUUCAUUUGGAUGGCACAUCAAUCACAGGACUUCCUCUUGCUAUCCAGAGCCUCCAGAGACUUGUCGUGUUGAAUUUGAAGAACUGUGAAAUGCUGGAGGGUCUUCCCAACUGUCUCGGAGAGCUGAAAGCUCUUGAAGAAUUAAUACUUUCUGGUUGUUCAAGGCUUAAGAAUGUUUCAGAUGUAAGGGAGAGCAUGAAACAUCUCCAGAGUUUACUUAUUGACAGGAUCGGAGCAAAAGAGAUGCCAAACAUCACUAUAUCCAAGGGCCAAGCCUCUGCAGAUAAGUUCAUACACGGCCCGAGCGGCUGGCUACAGGGUGUUAAUGGAGUAUUCUCUCUGCGACGUCUAUCGUUAAGUGGAAAUGAUUUUGUCAGUCUGCAAACUGACAUUUGGAAACUUUACAAUCUAAACUGGCUUGACGUGAAGGAUUGCAAGAAGCUUAGGUCUAUUCCGAUGCUUCCACCACGACUUGAGUACUUUGAUGCUCAUGGCUGUGAUUCACUCGAAAGAGUUUCUCAUCCUCUUGCUCUUCCGGUGCGGCUGGAGCAGAUCCAUGCCAAAUUAAAUUUUUCCAACUGCAGCAAGUUGGAUCAAGAUGCAAAGGAUAGUAUCGUAUCUUAUACCCGGUGGAGAAGUGAGUUAGUGUUAGAUGCACUAUCUCGAUACAACAACGGGGAUUCUGCUUUGGGAAAUUUCACCGGAACAUGCUUUCCUGGAUGGGAAGUACCCGCACGAUUUAGUCAUAAAGCAUCUGGACCGGUGUUAGAGGGAAAGCUGUCUCCGCACUGGAGAGACAACAACUUUACUGGAAUAGCUCUAUGCGCUGUUGUCCUGUUUCCUGACUACCAUGAGCAGAGGGCCCGCCUUGUAGUGAAAUGUAACUGUGAGUUUAAUAAUGAAGACGGGUCUUAUAUCCGCUUUAGUUGCACUAUUGGCAGUUGGAGUGAUCCAGGUAAAACAGCUGGGAAGAUUGUACCAUCUCAUGUCUUUAUUGGAUAUGCAUCUAUGUUGGAUAACAAGAAACUUGGUGACGAAGAAAGUGAAAAGGGUUGUAGUCCUACCAAGACUCAUUUUAAAUUUCAAGUAACAGAUGGUACGGAAGUGUUACAUGGUUACGAGGUGCUGAAGUGUGGCUUUAGUUUGGUAUAUGCAUCCGAUGAAUUGCGGGUCCAGUCUAGUAUACACGGAGCAAAUCACUACGGAGCAUAUUCAAAAAAUGUGACAAUCUCUAAUGUAAGGAGGGAAAAAGAAACAAUGAAUAGGCGGCUGGAUGGUGGGCAUGACAUAGUUGAAUUGCCAAAUAAAAUGAUAUCACAUGGAAUCGCAAGCACUCCCAAACGACCUAAUAAUAAGUCUCCUGUAACCAUAUUGAAGCAAAUAGGAAGAGAGACACAAGUUCGAGCAUUGUCUGUUCGGUUUACUGGGAAGCCUCGGGUUUACAUCAGUUGCCAUGGAGGUGAUCUGUGCAUCACUUUUGUCAAACAUCUCGUGAAUAAUUUGACAAAUGCUGGGGUCAAAGUCUUCAUAGACAACGACGAGAGAAUGUGGAUUAAAAUGAACCAGCUCUACAAUAGGAUCGAGGAUUCAAGGAUCGCAGUUGUUAUCUUCUCCAAGAGGUACCUAGCUUCAGGGUUGUGCUUGAACGAGCUUGCGAAGAUGGACGAGCUAGCAAAGGAAGGAAAACUCUUAGUAAUUCCCGUCUUCUACCAGGUGAUAUCUAGCGACAUGAAAAACCUUAAGGGAGAGUGCGGACGAUGUUUCAGAGAGAUGAGAAAGAGACACGAGGACGAACCCAAUAAUGUCCGGAAAUGGGAGACUUCCUUGAUGUCAAUGGCAGAGACAAUCGGCGUACACUCGGAAAUUCACGGCAUAGAUGCCGCUCUUGUUAAAGCGACUGUUAAGGCAGUUCACAGAGAGAUAACAAAGAUAGCUGGAGGAAAAUUCAAGUCCCUUGGAAGAGGAUUUAUGUUAAGAGCACGUGUGUUCAUUUUUGCCUUGUUUGCGGCUCUUCUCUUUAGUCUCUUCGUAUCUCCUCUGAUUUUCACUGAUGCGACAUUCGCCGCCUUCUGAUACGUUCUUAGUGGAUUUGCUUGUUGCUGUCUGUUUAUGAGAGUAUUUGCAGCGACAAAGACCAGAUAUACUGGUUAAACAAAUGUCUUGUAUUACUUGGUUUUUAUUAAACAAUUGUCUUUGCUUCUU